UCAGCUACAGUACUUUGCCCGACCGAAUUGAUAAAAAUACGUAUGCAAGGAAUAAGCAAUGAGGUUUCAGCUAAUGAAAAAUUGCAAGAUCAAACAACAGGUCAAAUUUUUAAAAAUAUCUGGAAAUCUGAAGGUUUUAAAGGCCUGUAUCGUGGGCUUGGAUGUACAAUAAUCAGAGAGUUUAUAGGAUGUUCAGUAUUCUUCGGUGUAUACGAACGAUCUCGCGAAAUACUAAAACCAGAAGGUAAACGAAAGGAAAACUGUGAUGCACUAGCUACAAUGACGGCGGGAUCUUUAGCCGGGAUAUGCACGUCGUUGAUCAUUUACCCAAUAGAUGUAAUAAAAUCUCGUGUGCAGAUGGCAAUAAAAGAGAACGAAUUUCAGAUGAUUAAAAAUGAAAUUCUAAGUAGUGGUUCACGAGGAUUGUACUCCGGUCUAUUGCCAACAAUGGUGAAAACCGUGCCGGUCACCGGAGUUUUGCUGCUCACCGUGGAGUUUUCAAAACUAUUUUACCGAAAAUAUUUUUCGGAAAUUCCGAAUUCACUAUCAAGUGUUUCCUAUCAAAAUUUUUUUUCAGUUUGUGAUUUUAUAUCCGGAUGGACAGCUGGUAUUGUUUCUACAUUAGUUGGACAUCCAAUAGAUACAGUAAAAGUAGUACAACAAGUGACUAAUGAUAAUGUAAAAAAAACCGUUAAAGAUAUUUACAAUCAAGAUAAGGCAAUCAAAGGAUAUUUUAGAGGAAUGAUGUUUCCGAUCUUAAGUGUUGGUGUUGCAAAUUCGGUAUUUUUUGGAACUUAUGGUAACGUGAUGAGGUUAAUCCAAAUACAACGCGACGACAGUAAAACAAAUAAAAAUAUUGAUGUCAGGUUUUGCUACGGUGAUGAUAAUUUGCACAAAUAUUGGCAUUUCGAUAUAUUUAUUUCGGGUUGUAUUGCCGGUCUUUCGUAUGCGUUGAUAAACACACCAAUUGAAGUUAUCAAAACAUUGUUACAAGCGAGAAAUAUUUCAACUUUCAAGCGAGAAUAUUCAAAAGAAGCUGAACCAUUAUUAACAACGACCAGACCGACCAGUGCAUAUAAAUUAAUGAUCGAACUUUAUAAGAUCAACGGUAUACGUUCACUGUAUCGAGGUGGAACAUUGUUGUUUAUUAGAGAUGUUCCUAGUAUGGGAAUUUAUGUGCUAUCAUAUGAACAUGUGUGUAGCAUGCUAAUGAAAUUAUCGCAUUCUGAAACCAAAGUAGAUUCAAUGCCAAAGCAUGUGCAAAUUAUAUCUGGUGGUGUAGCAGGUGUAUUAAGUUGGAUUUUAGUGUUACCGUUUGACGUAAUCAAAUCAAAAAUUAUCACUGACAAUAUCAUGCAGCCGUUGUAUAAAGGUGCGUGGGAUUGUACAAAAAAGACUUACAAUAAUGGCGGCAUCACAAGUUUUUUACGAGGAUUUUGGUUACUUUGCUUACGGGCCUUUCCCGUUAAUGGGAUAGCAUUUGCAACGUACGAAACGUUUAUAAACAAUUGUAGAUUCGAAAAACCAAGCCAAUUCAAGAACACUAUGGAUGAUUCUAAGUGGACGUGAUUCGGAUUUCGGAGUAUUUUAAUUAAUAGAAAUCACAUUUUAAACAAGUACUUUAUUAGUUAUAAGUGUUUAAAAUUUAA
Rhopalosiphum padi (bird cherry-oat aphid) is the source of this 1649-nucleotide messenger RNA. RefSeq names its product solute carrier family 25 member 45-like. Gene Ontology annotation, biological process: mitochondrial L-ornithine transmembrane transport. The transcript has 6 exons. Lineage: Eukaryota; Metazoa; Arthropoda; Insecta; Hemiptera; Aphididae. Gene Ontology annotation, cellular component: mitochondrion. The coding region runs from base 43 to 1569 and encodes 508 amino acids. The record is from RefSeq and is a predicted model, not a curated record. Gene Ontology annotation, molecular function: high-affinity L-arginine transmembrane transporter activity.